UACCAAUGUGAGUUUCCUCCUCGCAUAGCAUCAUCACGAACCAACCCAAUUGACUCUCUUGAGCAUCCAUCAAUAUGUUCAACUUGCGACGCAUUGUCCUCUCCGCCGCUCUGCUCCUCGGAGUCAGCAUGGUCUUGUUCGCCCAGACGGCUGAGGCCACCAAGGGCCCCAAGAUCACCAACAAGGUCUACUUCGACAUCACGCAGGGUGACGAGCCCCUCGGCCGUGUUGUCCUCGGCCUUUACGGCAAGACCGUCCCCAAGACCACCGAGAACUUCCGUGCUCUUGCUACUGGCGAGAAGGGCUUUGGCUACGAGGGAUCUAGCUUCCACCGUGUCAUCAAGCAGUUCAUGAUCCAGGGCGGCGACUUCACCAAGGGCGACGGUACUGGUGGCAAGUCCAUCUACGGCGAGAAGUUCCCCGACGAGAACUUCAAGCUCAAGCACACCAAGAAGGGUCUUCUGUCCAUGGCCAACGCCGGUCCCGACACCAAUGGCUCGCAGUUCUUCAUUACCACCGUCGUUACCUCUUGGCUCGACGGCCGCCACGUCGUCUUCGGCGAGGUUCUUGAGGGCUACGAAAUUAUCGAGAAGAUCGAGAACGCUCCCACGCAGCCCGGCGACCGCCCUACCAAGGCCGUUAAGAUCGCCAAGAGCGGCGAGCUGGAGGUGCCCCCCGAAGGUAUCCACGUGGAACUCUAAGCACAACACGUACUGUAGCCCACCAUUCUUCAUGCUCCUGUCAAAUUGGCAUUCUCGUCUUCUGUUCUGCUCUGCUCCCCUUGUCGCGCAUGCUGAUGCUUGGGGUGUUUGUUGCAGAUCUCUACGGGAAUGCCCAGUUUGCUUCUGGGCAAUCUACCGAGGACACGCCUCUGCAGGUUGGUUCUCAGGCUGAGGGCUGGUCGUUCAUCCAGAAGGGUCUUCUUUUUGGCGUUGUCCUCGCCGUUGUCGCCAUCUACUUCCGCAUGAACAAGAAGAACGACUCUUUCCACGAGAAGUCCUUGGCUUAGAAAUGCCAGAUUACAUAGUCGGAAAUGGUAGAGCACAUAUAAGAAGAAAAAACUUUGAUC
Messenger RNA from Verticillium alfalfae VaMs.102, 1069 nucleotides. Its product is annotated as peptidyl-prolyl cis-trans isomerase B. The transcript has 2 exons. Gene Ontology annotation, molecular function: peptidyl-prolyl cis-trans isomerase activity. NCBI's taxonomy places the organism in Eukaryota, Fungi, Ascomycota, Sordariomycetes, Glomerellales, Plectosphaerellaceae. Bases 75 to 701 code for a protein of 208 amino acids. Gene Ontology annotation, cellular component: endoplasmic reticulum; fungal-type vacuole. Gene Ontology annotation, biological process: protein peptidyl-prolyl isomerization; protein folding. The record is from RefSeq and is a predicted model, not a curated record.